AUGACCGCCGACAUUGACGCCCAUGACCAGCCCCCGUCCUACGAUGACGGAGCGAGUAAUGACGUCAAUGCCUUGGUCUCACCAACCAUCCACGUCCUCGCAGGACAGUCUAUCCACACCGAGUCCGCUCAUGGCGCUCCGCUCUACCUGCUAGACCGGGGCAUCGCAACUCUGUCGUACGCCACGUCAGAGGUGGAGUUUAUGCGGGUUGAUAGGUUGGUCAUGCAGGAUGCCAACGACGAGCCGACGAUCAAGCCGCGAACGAGGCACAUUUACGAUAUCAAGCAUAUCAAAGGAGUUUAUGGCACGCUAAGUUCGCUGGAGUCGAAAUCCCCGCCGAUCUUUAUCCAGGCAACCUCGAAGAAGAACUCUGUUGGGCACUUGGGCCUGAAGAAGUCCCACAUGAGAUCGCAUUGGAAGGUGUUGCCUGUUGAUGUCUCAGGCAAGAGCAGCAAGUACGGCCAACCGGCCUUUUUCAAAGAUGCUAAGCCCGUAUUUGAACUUCGCCACAAACGUGGGAGGUAUGAAUGGGUGGAUCCCGAAGGCAACGCUAUUGCCGUGGAGGAUGAGGGCGAAGAUCAAUAUCGUGAGAAGGAAAUUUGCGCUUGCAAAGGAGCUUGA
Molecule: messenger RNA, 621 nt
Organism: Scedosporium apiospermum
Lineage: Eukaryota; Fungi; Ascomycota; Sordariomycetes; Microascales; Microascaceae
Exons: 2
Coding region: 1-621 (206 amino acids)
Source: RefSeq, a predicted model, not a curated record